CGGGCGGCGUUGCCGCUCCCCGUGCCGCGCCUCCUCCGCCCGGCAGCGAGGCGGGCGGGCGGAGAGAGAGGGGCUCGCCGCCGCUGCGGAGCUGUCGCAGCGCAGCCGGCGUCGGGGGCAGCCGGACCUUCCCCUCCACCCCCGGUCCCGUCCCGCAGCCCGCCUUGCAGCGCGGCGGUGGGGAGCGCCUCGGCCACCUCUGCCCACCCCGGGCCGCCUCGGCGGCCAGCCCGCGCGGCUGGAGAGCCCCGCCGGCCAUGGAGCUCUCCCUGCGGCUGCUCCUGGCGUCCUGCCUCUCCCUGGGGGCGGCCGGGGAGUUUGACAGAAGGUGGCCCAGACAAAUAGUCUCCUCCGCAGGACUGUGUCGGUUUGGAAGUAGAAUUGACUGCUGCUGGGGCUGGGCCCGAUUGUCCUGGGGACAAUGCCAACCUUUCUACGUCUUAAGGCAGAGAAUAGCCAGCCUAAGGUGCCAGCCCAAAGCUAUAUGUCAGCCAGGAUGCAAACAUGGUGAAUGCGUUGGGCCGAACAAGUGUAAGUGCCACCCGGGAUACACUGGAAAAACCUGCAACCACGAUGAGCAGCUAUCUACAAGUCCACCUGGUCAGAGCAGUGCAGCACUUCUGUUCCGCCCCCUGGAUCAUCAUGCAAGAAAUAUAGCAUCAAGGGAUCUAAAUGAGUGUGGACUAAAGCCACGGCCGUGCAAACACCGGUGCAUGAAUACCUACGGCAGCUACAAGUGCUACUGUCUGAACGGCUACAUGCUUAUGCCAGAUGGAACGUGCUCAAAUGCCCUUUCUUGCUCAAUGGCAAACUGUCAGUAUGGCUGUGAUGUACUGAAAGGGGAAGUACGCUGCCGCUGUCCUUCUCCAGGACUGCAGCUGGGGUCUGAUGGAAGGACUUGCAUAGAUAUUGAUGAAUGUGCUACUGGGAGAGUUAUCUGUCCACGAUUUAGGCACUGCGUCAAUACUUUUGGAAGCUACAUUUGCAGGUGUCAUAAAGGCUUUGAUCUAAUGUACAUUGGAGGCAAAUACCAAUGCCAUGAUAUAGAUGAAUGUUCCCUUGGCCACCAUCAGUGUGGUAGUUUUUCACGAUGUUACAAUACACCAGGAUCCUACAAAUGCAAGUGUAAAGAAGGGUACAGAGACAAUGGAACAAACUGCAUACUUAUUCCUAAUGUUAUGAUUGAACCACCUUGUCCAUAUCAUAUAUUCAAGGGCAACAGCACGCUUCCUAAGGGAGGCGGUGGUAUAACCAAUAGGAUUCCUGGUGUUGGAGGCACAAGGCAACCCCUCAGGCCACCAUAUGUACCUGCUAUUGUUACAGAAAGGCCGGUGACCAGGCCAACGACUCAUCCUACACCCAGGCCAACAACUCGACUGACAGCAAAGCCAACCACUAGGUAUGUGCCAGUGACAACAAGGCCAGUGACGAGGCCUCCACCUCCACCACCACCUCAACCUACAACAUUAAGACCUACACUACCGCCACAAAGAACUCCUCUGAUAACAACUGAAGAGCCUUCACAUGUUCCCAUUGAAACUACAUCUUCCCAAGGAAUUCGAGAUGACAACAGGAUCCAGAUAGAUCCUCAGAAACCCCGCGGAGAUGUGUUCAUUCCACGCCAGCCUGGAGUGAGCAAUAAUCUGUUUGAAAUACUUGAAAUUGAAAGAGGGAUUACCGCCGAUGAAUUUGAAGCAAACGAUGACCCAGGUGUGCUGGUACACAGCUGUAAUUUUGAUAGUGGACUGUGUGGAUGGAUCAAGGACAGAGAUGAUGACUUGCACUGGGAACCAGUGAGGGAUGCAUCAGGGGGACAGUAUCUUACCAUCUCUGACCCCAAAGGCAAAGAAGGAGGAGUAGCGCAUCUUAUCCUGCCGUUGGGUCACAUGGCUCAGGCUGGUGACUUGUGCCUCUCAUUUAGGCAUAAGGUGCCCGGACUGCAUUCUGGUGCCCUCCAAGUCUUUGUAAGGAAAAACAGCGCUCACGGACCAGCCGUUUGGGGAAGAAAUGGUGGCCAUGGCUGGAGACGGACACACAUAACUUUACGAGGACUAGGCAUCAAGAGUGUUAUUUUCAAAGGCGAGAAAGGGAAAGGACGAACAGGGGAUAUUGGACUAGAUGAUGUGAUCUUGAGGAGAGGACGCUGCUCUGAAGAGCAUUAGCAAAGAUAAUGGACCAGCACAGUCAUCUCCUCUAGCCCUUCCCAUGCUAUUCCUACCAAGCUUUGAAACAGAACCGCACGAAAAAAAAGAAAAAGUUGGAGAUCUGCUAAGUGCAAUCUCACUGAAAUGUCACUUAAAAACAUGGAGAGCAUCUCCCAGGAUUCAGGAACUCCAACCCUGUGCUGGUCAUUUCUAUUAAUCCUCACCUCUAAAUCAUAUUUGGUAUGUAAUAACUUUAUCCCCUGUUAAGCCUGGUGAGUGCUCACACAAAGAGCACUUGUGAAAAAGGGAGAAUUAAUUACAAAUGGUGGCAAAAGCAAGCUCCAGCUCAGAAAGGUUUAGUGUUAACUGAUAGUCUUUGUCUUCCCAUAGUGCUACUCUUUCAUUGAUGAGAUUUGAUAGGCAGUGGGAUUGAUCUAGCUUCAGAGUCACCUCAGAUUAGUAGAAGCCUGGACGUGAACUUUGGCUUACUGCCAUUGACCUUUGAAGAAGGGUUUGCUUCAUAUUAAAUAGCAUUUAUUUUGGUAUUGCAUCUGUAUUAACAAAAAGCAGUUAUAUAGAGUAGGCAUUGCAUCCUGUAAUAUUGCUACUGCUGUGUUUUGUGUAUAUGUGUAUGGUUAUUAACAUAUUUAUGUUUUUAAUAUUUACAGACUCUAGUUGCAAGGUAAUUGGCAGCUGUGCUUUCUUAUUGUACAAGACAGGAGUUAAGCAUAUUCUUUGAUCCUGCUGGUUGUGCUAAUAGAUACAUUACCAGUCAGUUAAUGGUGCUCAUCGAAAAAUGCUGUUGCAGUUUUUCAUGUUGUAAUAUGCUGAAGGCAAAAGACCAAACGCUUACCUGAUGUAAACUGGCAUCUGACAAUGCUGUACAAGUUUGCAUUUAGCUCAGGAGCAAGCCCUAAAGGGCUCAGAGUCCUGCAAGAAACUCCUGGUUCAGCUGAAGACUGAGCAGCCUGGAGAAGAUAAUUAUUUGCAUCUUGUAAGACUGAGCCUGUUGACACUACCAGGAAUGUUCCCUUCCCACAGGUGGCACAAGCCUACGUGUAAGCAAAAAGGGCAGCUGCAUUAAUGCUGUAUGAACAAUUCAGACCAUGAAAUGCCUUGAGUGAUCUUUGUCAAAUGUCCAUAUUCCAUCCAACCCUUCUGUAUAUAAUAAACAUUUUAUUCUUUAGAACUAGAACAACUAUCAGCUCUAGCUGGAACUAAAUAUUUAAAAGAACUUUGGAGUAAUUUUUUAGUUAUGUAUCAUGCAUGUGAUGUGCAGUUUCCCGGGCAAAUCUUCUGUUUGGUUUGGGAUUUUUUAAGUGAGGAACAUUUCAUCAUCGUUGCUGCUAACAAUUUUAAAUUUGACAAAGUAAUUGUAACAUUUCAGAAAAUGACAAAAGAAAGAUUGAUAAAAUGUUGUUAGUGGUGCAGCCUUAAAGCUUCAAAAAUGUAUAUAUAGAAGAAAUAGGUCUCAGAUCUUUUAAAUACUUAAAUACAAUGUAAAAUAAUGUCAGCUUCAUGUCAUGUUAUAAAACCAUCAUUAAAAAAAAAUUCAUGUUAAGCCUUGCACAAAGUCCACAGAGACACUGUUGCAAGACCAUUAGAGGUCAUAUUCCAACUCCCUGUUUCUGAGAAAGUACUGUUUUGAAAAUAUUUUUCCAAUUUGUCCCCUAGGACAAAGCACAGUAUGCAUAGCAGAAGUUUAUUUGACCAAACAGACAAUCUCUUGCAAAACUGUACCAACAAACAUUUUGGAAAGGAAAAAAACAAUGCAUUUGUAAACAUUUUAAACUGUUUAGCUUUAAAUAUGAUCAUGAUCUUCUUUUUCUCUUGCGUUACUUUGUAAUAUGUCAGAAAUAUUUGUGAAUAGUUGAAAUACCUUGUCUGUAUUUUAAAGUAAUCAGUAAAGGAGGCGGUUACUUGCUACUAACUAGAAAUCUUGUUUUCAUUUCUGGAUCAAAAGUCUCAUUUUUAUUACAAUGAAAUAAACGAACCAGAAGAUGACAAUGCAACCAAAGUGAAGUAGCUAUCUAUGCAAGCCUGAAAGAGUUUUUUGCCCCUUUACAAAUGGCCCUUAGAACCCAGAAUUUGAAUGAAUUCAGAAGGUAAACAGAAAUAAGUACUCAGGUGACACGAGGAGGAUUUGAGGUCUCUGUGUUUUAUGAAUGCAUUUCAUCCUUACAGUCAAACAAGUAACACCGUAAAGCCUUGUAAGAACCGAAGUCUCAGCUGAGUGGACAUCGAGGUAGUCUGUGUGGCUCUGAAGGAGCUGCUAUGGCUGUAAGUCACUCACCUCUGCAGCUGGUUGUGCCGUGACGCUGUAUGGGUCUCCUUCUCUCAGCGUUUCUGAAGAGACGAGGCGAGGUCAGUCAGUGGUUCUGUUGUGACGAUUCUUCUCCAGCUCUUGCUGCGCCCGCCCUUUCAGGCAGCUCCAUGCAGCCACACACCUCAGCCAGGAUGGAGCAAUAUGAGCCUCCAGAAAGAGAUGAGUGUAUAGCCUGAGGUCCUCCUAUGAAGUAGGUUGUAACUGCCCUUCCUGCUGAGGGUUUAAUAAAUAGGUAACUGUGCCAAAAGAAAUUCCAGCUUAAAUACUUAGGCAAGCAGAAGAAAUUGCACUAAAUUAACGUGAAAACAUUUAUCAAAUGUACCGUAUAACCUCUUGCCAGCUUACAAUUUAUUGUUUUUAAAAGACAUGUUAAACGGUUUUCCCCUAAAAAGAUUGAAAAUAAAGAUUCUUCAUAAAUUACAGGUACCGUGA
Molecule: messenger RNA, 4902 nt
Organism: Harpia harpyja (harpy eagle)
Lineage: Eukaryota; Metazoa; Chordata; Aves; Accipitriformes; Accipitridae
Gene: NPNT
Product: nephronectin
Exons: 14
Coding region: 258-2162 (634 amino acids)
Cellular component (GO): membrane
Molecular function (GO): calcium ion binding
Source: RefSeq, a predicted model, not a curated record